This is a messenger RNA of Pogona vitticeps (central bearded dragon), 1906 nucleotides long. NCBI's taxonomy places the organism in Eukaryota, Metazoa, Chordata, Lepidosauria, Squamata, Agamidae. The record is from RefSeq and is a predicted model, not a curated record.
AGCUCAGUGCACUGUACAUACCUCUGGUCCUCCAUCUGCACCCCUGGAAUAAACCUGUGAGUUUUUUUGAAUGGUACAAGUUUUUGUAAACGUUUGCGUGAAGCAAGAAGAGGAAUGAUGGCAUCUACAAAACAAAAGAUGAGCAAGAACAAGGAUGAUAUUCCCCAUGAGUUAGAGAGCCAGUUUGUAUUGCGACUGCCUCCAGAAUAUGCUGCUAUCGUGCGGAGAGCAGUUCAAUCUGGAAGUGUCAACCUGAAGGACAGGCUCAACAUUGAAUUACAUGCCGACGGUCGGCAUGGGAUUGUCCGAGUUGACCGUGUUCCAUUAGCUGCCAAGUUGGUGGACUUACCCUGCAUCCUUGAGAGUUUAAAAACCAUUGAUAAAAAAACUUUCUAUAAGACUGCAGAUAUUUGUCAGAUGCUUGUAUGCACUGUGGAUGGGGAACUCUAUCCUGCCAUGGAAGAGCCAGCUGUGGGUACUGAUGCGAAAGCUAAUAAGAAGAAGGACAAGGAUCGAGAGAAGAAGUUCAUCUGGAAUCAUGGCAUAACUCUCCCACUGAAGAAUGUGAGGAAGAGGAGGUUCAGGAAAACAGCUAAGAAGAAGUAUAUCGAGUCUCCAGAUGUUGAAAAGGAAGUGAAACGCCUGCUGAGCACAGAUGCUGAAGCUGUCAGUGUCCGCUGGGAAGUUAUUGCUGAAGAUGAAACGAAAGAAGCGGACAACCACGGUUCACUCACGGGUCUGGAUAUUUCUUCUCCAAGGAUGUCUGGGCACAAGCAAGGUCACGGCUCGUUAGAACAUGAUGAACUCCGGGAACUGUUCAAGGACAUCAGCAGCACCAGCAGUGAUGAUGAUGAGAGGGAUCGUCAUGAUGAUGAAGACCUGAACAUCAUGGACACAGAGGAAGACCUGGAUAGGAGGCUGCAGGGCAAGCUGAAUGAAUCAGAUGGACCACAGCAAGAGAAUGAAGGGGCCAAUCAGAUAGCGAUGGGAAUCCAGAAGCAGAUCGACAACCUGAAAGGAAAACUGCAGGAGACCCAGGAGCGCAGGAAGCGCCAAGAAGAUCUCAUCAUGAAAGUAGAAAACCUGGCACUCAAGACUCGACUCCAGGCUGUCCUGGAUGAGUUCAAACAGCAGGAGGAGCGAGAGAAACAACAGUUGGCCUCCCUCCAAGAACAGCUGGAAACCCUUAUGGAGAAGUGACCGUCUGCCUCUGAUGAACCUGCAGGCAGCACAGCUGUCAUGUCAACUGGGAGUCUUCUGGAACAUUCCUUUUGUGCCCUGGACCUUUAAUUCAUUGAUAACACUCGUUGGGUGCUGAGAUUUGCAAACAGGUCUCUUACCAGGCAUUUCAUCUUGUCUAAAAGACUUGUGUCUUGCAAGUAACAGACCCAAUGUGCACACGUACGAAAAAAACAAAGGUUCCCCAGAGCACAUCCACAACAUCUGUUUUCCUUUUCGAGGGCAAACGUGUCUCUGUGACAGUCUUGGUCCCUUCAUCUUAUUGCUUCAUUACAAGCCUGUAUGCAACACUGUUGGGUUCCUCCCUCCCCCCACCCACCCAGUUGGGUGGGUUCUGCUGUGAAAUUUGCCUAGAAAAGUUCCACCGUGUCCAAAGGCCACAUCUUCCUGUCAUCUGUCUGCCAAAGGGUUGACAUGCAAAUCUUUGGCGCACCAGAUGUUUUGAACGAACACCCACAGUCCUUUAUCAUUAGCCAUGCUGGGCACGGCAGAUGGGAACUGUAGGCCAAAAUAGUUUGAAAUACUUAACACCUGAACUUUUGUUUGUGUAAAGGAAGAGGAGUCAGUUCCCUGUCCUAAGUUGUUUUUACAUAUUGACAUACUUUAGUUCUGUUGUUGGCUUGUCUGAGAGGUUCCUUUUAAAGAAAUAAAGCAUAUAAUUACUUGA